Messenger RNA from Ziziphus jujuba (common jujube), 2280 nucleotides. Its product is annotated as protease Do-like 9. Gene Ontology annotation, biological process: proteolysis. Bases 173 to 1975 code for a protein of 600 amino acids. The transcript has 9 exons. Lineage: Eukaryota; Viridiplantae; Streptophyta; Magnoliopsida; Rosales; Rhamnaceae. The record is from RefSeq and is a predicted model, not a curated record. Gene Ontology annotation, molecular function: serine-type endopeptidase activity; protein binding.
UUAUUUAUUAGGUCAAAUACAAUUUUAUUUGAAAAAACCCAAUUUUCUUUGAUUCUGCUUCCCCUUCCCUCUUCUCCUCAAAAAAAGACUGAAAAAAAACCCAUUCAGACGUUUCGUAGAACACCUUAACUGCUACACAAAACCCUCCAAUUUUCCGUUUACAAAAGCCCUAAUGGGCAAGACCAAACGGAAACGAGGCCGUAAACCCAAAAAUCCCUCUAUUCAAGCCCAAGAUUUGGCAUCCAACACCACCCCUUUAACCAUCACAACCACCACAGCGACAGCGAUGACGACGACGACGACUGCCAGCACCUCAAUGGACGACGUUUUCUCCGUUAGCAACGUCGAAAUCAUCGACCCAGUUGGCUCUCACAGUGGAAGCCGACGGCGUGGUCGACCCAGGAAGCUCCCUAAGCUCUCUGAAAAACCCGAUAAGCCGCUGGUCCUCUCUCCUGCGAGACGGGCCCCUCGGGCGGUCGAGAAUGGCGACUUUCCCGUCCCUGGCGAUCUCAUGGUGGUUCCCAACGUGGCUUCUCAGCCUGGUGCGGUUUGGGAGGGCGUGGCCAGGGUGGUUCCUGCCAUGGACUCUGUGGUGAAGGUGUUUUGCGUUCACACGGAGCCGAAUUUCUCUCUUCCAUGGCAGAGGAAGAGGCAGUACAGCUCUAGCAGUAGUGGGUUUGUUAUUAGUGGUAGGAGGGUGCUUACGAAUGCUCAUUCAGUGGAGCAUUAUACCCAAGUCAAGCUCAAGAAGCGUGGCUCUGAUACGAAAUACUUGGCCACUGUCCUAGCUAUUGGCACGGAGUGUGAUAUUGCGAUGCUUACAGUUGAUGACGAUGAGUUUUGGGAAGGGGUAUCCCCUGUAGAAUUUGGGAAUUUGCCCACACUUCAAGAUGCAGUAACCGUUGUGGGUUACCCAAUCGGAGGUGACACAAUUUCCGUGACGAGUGGUGUUGUAUCACGAAUAGAGAUCCUAUCCUAUGUUCACGGGUCCACCGAACUUCUAGGUUUGCAGAUAGAUGCUGCUAUAAACUCUGGCAAUUCGGGUGGACCUGCUUUUAAUGAUAAAGGAAAUUGUGUGGGUAUUGCAUUCCAAUCCCUCAAACAUGAAGAUGUAGAGAAUAUUGGUUAUGUAAUACCAACACCGGUUAUCAUGCACUUCAUUCAAGAUUACGAGAAGAAUGGAGCAUAUACAGGUUUUCCAAUUCUUAGCAUUGAGUGGCAAAAGAUGGAGAAUCCUGACUUGCGUUCAGCAAUGGGCAUGAAACUCGAUCAAAAGGGUGUUCGUAUCAGAAGGAUUGAUCCUACUGCUCCAGAAUCUCAGGUUCUGAAGCCUUCUGAUAUAAUUCUCAGCUUUGAUGGAGUUGAUAUCGCCAAUGAUGGAACAGUUCCAUUUAGGCAUGGAGAACGCAUAGGUUUUAGUUACCUCAUAUCCCAAAAAUAUACUGGAGAUAAUGCCGCCUUAAAGGUGUUACGCAAUUCUGAGAUUCUCAAUUUUAAUAUCAAACUUGCAAGCCACAAAAGGCUCAUUCCAGCACACAAUAGGGGCAGACCUCCAUCAUAUUAUAUUAUUGCUGGAUUUGUUUUUACAGCAGUAUCUGUUCCCUAUCUUCGUUCCGAGUAUGGAAAGGAUUAUGAAUAUGAAGCUCCAGUCAAGCUGUUAGACAAACUGUUGCAUUCAUUGCCACAAUCGCCUGAGGAGCAGCUUGUUGUGGUUUCUCAGGUGCUUGUGGCUGAUAUCAACAUUGGGUAUGAAGACAUUGUUAACACCCAGGUUCUCGCAUUCAAUGGUAAGCCUGUGAAGAAUCUGAAGAGCUUGGCAGCCAUGGUGGAGAGCUGUGAUGAUGAGUUUUUGAAAUUUGAUUUAGAAUACCAACAGAUAGUGGUUCUCCAAACGAAGAUGGCUAGAGCAGCUACACUAGAUAUUCUUGCAACACAUUGUAUACCAUCAGCAAUGUCUGACGAUCUCAAGAGCUGACUCUGAAGCUGGUUUAGGAUAUCUAUCUUUGUCUUUCUGUGCAACAUCAGGAAUAGAAGCAGUCAGAUUCUUAAGGGUGAACAUGCUAACUGUAUAUGUAUAAAUUUGUGUUUUUCCUGGCAAUGUGUUGGAAGUUGGUGAUUCUCUAUGUCAUAGAAUUGAUGAUGUAUGGGUCCUUCAAGGAGUGGCGGAAAAUAUAUGGAAGUUGUAAUCUUAAAAGAGGCGAUCCUCAAUUUUGUUGUCCUAGUUGACGGAAAUCUGUAGGACAUAUUGGUUUUUUAACUAAUGCAAUGCAUUUUUCGGCA